Anarrhichthys ocellatus (wolf-eel) is the source of this 5997-nucleotide messenger RNA. RefSeq names its product neurabin-1-like. Gene Ontology annotation, cellular component: cytoplasm; dendrite; actin cytoskeleton. The transcript has 19 exons. Lineage: Eukaryota; Metazoa; Chordata; Actinopteri; Perciformes; Anarhichadidae. Gene Ontology annotation, molecular function: actin filament binding. Gene Ontology annotation, biological process: calcium-mediated signaling; actin filament organization; neuron projection development. The record is from RefSeq and is a predicted model, not a curated record. The coding region runs from base 1536 to 5552 and encodes 1338 amino acids.
GUAACCUGCAUGUUGCAUAGUAGUGUAAGAUUCAACUGUAGUAGAUUAUACGUACAGUGUGUGAUGCCAAAAAUGUAAAUGACUGGCUAUAUCAUAGAGAGACACAGUUACAAAAAUGGCAAUAAAGCAGUAUUUGUUGUGACAGAAGGCAUCACUGGCAUUACAUUAGCCUUCACACUUAUUGCAUAUGGUCAUUUAUCACAGGGGCAAUAUUUUGAACGGGCUGAAGCUGGGACCUAAAUGUUAAGACUUCCUGCUGUAGGUAAAUAAACGAUAGACCACACAGGUAGGCUGACUUGUCCCAGUGCUGGUGCCCGCUCACCAUCAGUGUUUUGCUGUUACUAGAGUAGUUUACACAGGAUUACCGGAGGAUAAUCCAUUUACAGUAUUUAGAGACAUGAGUUGCCAUCUGUCUGUAUUUAUCGCAGCGAGGGAGCCGUCAGCACCGGCUGGCUGCAAACAAACACUUCUACGGUAAGAUGAAGCUGUCGAGAACAGUGCAAGACAAUGCUACGUAGCAGCCAUUCGUGUACAUUGGCUAAUUAUUAAGUUAAAUUGGCCGUUUGUUGGCACUCGGGACGACCCGACGUUCGUCACGACCUUUAAACUGCGCGCGCACUGCAGCCAGGUUGGUGCGAGAUUUGCUGCCUUUAAAUGUCGUCGUAAACCCCUGUUGCUAUCGUUGUGCAUUUCGUGUUCAUUUUAGGUAGCAUCAAGGUUAAUGGCUCAAAACAUUGCCGUUUUAUUUCAUGGUUUGCUGUAGUAGCAGUGAAGAGAAGACAAAACACACCAGCUGUACAUUUAAGGUUGAGUAACGGCAAUUAAUGUAGUUAAUUGAGUAAACAAAACUGAAACGUACACAUCCUCGCUUCGUUUCUUUAUUUGAUGCAUAAUGCCAAGACAGUAAGAGCAAAAAGGGGUCAAUUAAAACGGCUGUUGUUAAAUGCACCAUAUCCCCCUGAGAUAUUUAACAGGUGCCUGUGUAGCUACUGUAUCCGUUCAAUGUCCGACCGCCCUCGAAAGCAGCGAUUGUCCCCAGCACUUCAUUGCUGCUCCACAGUCCAAACAAGUUAAUUGUAAGUAGGUGUGUGACAAGAAAUCCUGAUGGCUACGUUUGGCGUUUUUGACGGUGCUCACAAUCCUUAAUCUUCCAAUUUCGUGAGUGUGAAUGAAAAUGUGAAUGCUGAUUUUAAUUUUUGCAUUGAGCUGCAAGUUAUAAGGUACUCUUGCUGAGGUGGUGAUGGUGAAUAUCUAAAGAUUCCCUGGUGACAAUGAAGUUUCCAGACCAAGAGCCUGCCUUUGUUCCCUGCUGUCUUCAAACAAAUGCAGUAUAACCUCUUAAAACACACUUGAACGUCUUAAAACACAUAUUCCAGCAUAGUCCUUGCCUUAUUGCUACCUUUCCACUGUGCCAGCAAAUCGUCAAACAUUAUCUACCUGCUCAACAUUUAGCUUUUAACUGCUUUUAGUUGCUUUUAGCUAUAAAAAGCUCCUCCAGAGUUUUUUUUCUCACUUCAGAGACCCUCCAUUCCCAGAUGAUGCGGACAGACAGCAAAGGCCGAAGCGCCUCCCCUCACAGGAUAACCUAUAAGUCUGACUUCCAUGCCAUCAAAUGUUCAUUUGACACUGCGACCAGUCUACAACCAGGAACCAAAACUGCUUCUGCCCAGCACUCUGCUGUGCACCCAGCCAGGCUGCCAUCCAGCCUGUCGGAUCCCAUAAUGUCCCACACCAGCACCAUUGCCAGCACAGGCAGCAGAGGGAGAGUCCACAGUACCAGGGGGACCAAGAUCAGAGACAACAUCUUCCUACAAAUGGACAACCAGCAGCUGAAAAAAGAUGUUGAUCCAGUGCAGAGUUCUGGCUCCACAACCCUCCUUACUCCCCAUAAUCCCACUCUACAGCUCCAAACUUCACCUUUUUCUGCAUCCAGACGCUCAGUCAUCAAUUCCUCGUCUGUUCUGAGCGCUGCGGCCAACAUUGCAACUCCAGAAUCUUCUCUGCAAGAUAAAUCAUCCAGAUCGGAGGAGAUAGUGGAUAUUGACAGAGCUGCUCUGGCUCAGAAGUUCUCUGUAACGCGGAGGUUGUUUGAGACCAAGGGGGUGAAGGUUGGAGGUGGUGGAGGCCAUGUUUCAAAAAGUAUUGCUGGCAGGGGAAGCAAGGGGACGGCAGGUGGAGAAGGAGAAGGGGAAGAGAUGGAAAAAGAGGAAGACGAGAGUGGGAAAAGGAAUCGCACCGAAGAGGAUAGCUUUAAUAAAGACAAAUCCAUAAACCUACCCAUCAUAAAUAUUCCCUUGCCAAAGCCUACUGCACAGGCCUCGCUGACAAGUCACCAUAAAUCUCCCGUAGCGGAUGGCCCUAGUGAAUCAUCCAACAGAUCUCCCUCCUGUCUUGACAAACAUGGUCGAACCACGGGAUCACAAACGGAGGAAAAAAGGACGACAAGCCUCUUCUUGACCCCUGAGGAGCCAGUGAGGGCAGAACUAGUUGAUGUGAAGAACGGGUCAUCAGAAAGUGACGAGAAUGAAGAUGAAAAGGAGCGGAAAGAGGGCAAAAUCUGUCUUAAGGAUGGGGGGGUAAAGAACAUGGACAAAGUUGCAGCAGAGACUGUGCAAGUUGAUGAUGUUUUGGAAAAGCCCAGCAUGGAAACAUCACCCUGUGUGUUGGAAAACAGAGUGGAACUGAAAGCGAGAGAAGGUGGGCCAGUUGUUCCCUCAGACGACCACCAGAAGGAGUUAUCAACCAGCAUGUCAAGGAAAAGAGAGACCAAGGAUGACAGUGAAGGGGGAAGAGACAAGUAUCAGCAGGUGAAGGAAGAAUGGGAGGGUGAAAGGGAGGGGCAGACCAGACGGUUCUUGGCUGAGAAGUCGAGAGAAAACUGGGACACGGGGGAGAAAAAGGCUGUUGCAGGAGUGGGAGAAAGUUGUGGAACGGCCGAGAGAGGCAUGAUGCAAGAGGACAAUGACAAGGAAGUUAAGACACACGGUCAAGAGACGAAAAGAACUGAGAAAGAAGAAGGUUCAACAUCCGAGCUGCAAGAGGAGGUCAAGCGUGAGGAGGGCAGAGAAGGAAAAGAUGAUGUAGGAGGAGGCCAAGAGGACCAGACAGGACCGGCAGUAAUCGGUGGGAUUGAGAACAAGGCUUUUGUGUAUGAGCAGGAAUCCCACUCUCACCCAGAACAUUUAGGACAGGAAUGGGAAAACGCUGUACGUGAUAAUCGGCUUUUAUUGCAAUAUGAGGAAAUUCCUGGCGUGCCUGAACUGGAGGAGGAGGCUGUCGAGGAUGUAGCAGAAGAGCAGCAGAGGAGAAGGGUCAGGUUCACCUCAGGACCAAUCAAGGUGUACAGCACUUAUUCUAAUGCCGAGUACGACAGACGCAAUGAAGACAUUGACCCGGUGGCCGCCUCAGCUGAGUUUGAGCUGGAGAAGAGAGUGGACAGGAUGGAUGUCUUACCAGUGGACAUAGAGAAGGGAGAUGAGGGCCUGGGCAUCAGUAUAAUAGGAAUGGGUGUAGGAGCUGACCAGGGACUGGAAAAACUUGGGAUCUUUGUCAAGACGGUUACUGAAGGAGGAGCAACACAGAAGGAUGGAAGGAUUCAGGUGAAUGACCAGAUAGUGGAGGUGGACGGGGUGAGUUUGGUCGGGGUCUCCCAGCUGUUUGCAGCCACAGUCCUCAAGAAUACGUCAGGCCUUGUCAAGUUUUUCAUUGGGAGAGAGAAGGAGGGGGUGGAGAGCGAGGUGGCACGACUGAUCAAUGAAAGCCUGGAAAUGGAUAAAACACCCAGAGAGAGUGGAAGCGGGGACGAGGAUGAUGAUGGUAGCUUUUCAGAGAAGUCGGUCACCGAGGAAGAGGAGGAAGACGAAGAGGAAGAUGUGUCUGUUAUUUCCAGUCUGGACAAUUACCAGCUCUGCCUCAAAUACCAGCAGCUUCAGUCAAAACUACGGAGCAGAGCAGCCCAACUUCAACAUGCUCGAGAAAAGUUAAAGGCAUGGAAGGAGCAGCAAGUCGAUUGGGAGAGCAAGAAGAUUGAGCUGGAGCAUGGAGUGGAGGAUGGAGAGGACAAAGCUGAGAAACUAGAGAAGUAUUGGCAGGAGGCCCAGACACUGUGCAGGGUUGUGAGCCAGCGACUGGCUGAUUCCCAGAGCCAAUCGGAAAGCUUGGAGAUCAAAUACAGCAAAGCCAAGAGACUGGUCAGAGAAUACCAGAGCAGAGACGAGGACCGAGAGAAGAGAGAAGCAGAGUUGAUAAGAGAAAUGGUGGAGAGAGAUAAGCUGCACAGGGAGACAGUUGAAAGACUACAAAUCCAGAUAGCACAGCUAGAGAGAAAAGAGGCUUCACCUGAAAGACAGAACCACUCUGUGGACACUUCAGUCACAGAGCAAAAGGAAUUGUGUUUUGUCUCAGGUCCAGACUGGUAUAUUCCACUUCCUGAUACGGGACUUCUGGACUCCAGUGCUCACAAAGCCAGAGCUCAGCUGGCCCAGAAAUCCAAGCGCCACCCGCCCUCUCGAGACAAACUCAGAGAGAGCUUUCGAAAAAAGGAAUGUGACAUUCAGAAGUCACAGGAGAGCCAAUCGCUGUCUGCUCCCACAGUGACGCGCAGGAGCAGCAGGAGUGACGUGUCCAGUACCUCAUCUUUCCCAGCCCUCAGCCCUCAACCUCCCAACAGCUCCGUCUUCACUCCUCCCACCUUCAUCACUGACGUCACUCCCUCACCGUGCAAAUCUUCCGCAUCCAGAAAGUCCAAAAAGAAAUUUCCAGACUUCAGUGGCCUUCGCAAGUCUCUUAGCAAAAGGAGAAGUGACAAACACUUCAAAAGGUCCAUGAACAGGGGUUCAUUUGACCUGGUGGAUGGGCCUGCUGAAGUUUCUCCAUCAGCUUCAAUAACCUCCAUGCCUUCCUGCCUGCCCUUCCCCUGGUUUGGAGAGCGAGGGAGAGAAAAAGAAGUGGCCGGUGAGAGAGGCAGGGAGAGACUUCGGUCUGUGUCCAGCAGCAGCUUACCGUACCUGACCACCACCGGUAGAGACAAGAGUAUUGGCUCUCCAGUGGGCUGCUCCAGCAUGGUGGGUCAUGUCUCUGAUCUCUCCCUCUCUGGACACUCUCCUGCUUUCACCUUUUCCUCCACUGAGACGUUGGACGAUGACCCAGUUCCCACCAAUAACAACAACCACCAGUGGCAAAAUCGACCCAUGUUGGAGUGGGACAACCAGCAGGUGUGUCUGUGGUUAAUUGCCAUGAACAUGGACGAGUAUGUGUCCGAGUUCGCUGUCAGAGGUGUGGAUGGGACACAGCUGCUCAACAUGGACGGUGAGAAACUCAAGGCUCUGGGGGUGUGCAGUCAAAGCGACCGGUCUGCCCUCAAGAGGAAGCUGAAGGAGAUAAAGAAAAGAGAGGAAAAAGGACAGAGGAAAGGAGAGAAGAAGCUGGAAAAGAAGACCACCGUUUUGGAUGAGGGCGAAGACAAAGAGAGAGCUCGGACGAUGAUGAUGGAGAAGUCUGUAAAAGAUGCCAGAGGCGGCAGCAAAACUGUAAGAACUGAGUCAUUCUUGUAAAAAAAAAAAAAAAAAAAAAAAAGUGAUGUCAGAGAUGCACCACCAGCAUGAGGGCGUGUUUGCAGCCUAAGGCGCACAAAAAUACACUUGAACCAAUUUCUAUUUAGUCAAUAGAAACCGCUAGAUGUACUGCACACCGCCGUCAUUGUUCACAUCUUAGUAGCUAUUAUUUAGGAUACACAACACUGGUUGAUUUUAAUUGAUGGAAAGAUCUUUGGACCAGAGCGGAGAUGGACUCCAGCCCCAAAGUUCACACUCGCAGCAAAUAUGUGUCUCUCAGUAUGUGUCUGUUGUAAAGUGUGUUUACAUACUGUCUUAAAAUGAUGUUUUUCUUUUUUAUCAUGAACCUUAAAUGAUUUUAAUAUUUAACGACGUGCUGCUUUAAGCACUCAGGUAUUUGCUGUAAAUGCUUUUUUAUGUAUUAAUAAAUAACUCUUUAAACAUC